Molecule: messenger RNA, 4201 nt
Organism: Harpegnathos saltator (Jerdon's jumping ant)
Lineage: Eukaryota; Metazoa; Arthropoda; Insecta; Hymenoptera; Formicidae
Gene: vari
Product: MAGUK p55 subfamily member vari
Exons: 8
Coding region: 1125-2942 (605 amino acids)
Molecular function (GO): protein binding
Source: RefSeq, a predicted model, not a curated record
GCCGAGAGAACGGACGCACGAAUUUUCGUCCUCUCGGGCUCUCUUCGCUCGCCACGCUCGUCAUCGCUUAGCCCGUCUUUUCUGCCUAUCAUUUUCCAUAUCGACAGGCAGAGGCUAAAAUUGCCAACGACGCGACGCGUCGAACAAUCGACGUUUGGCGUCACGACGUCCGCCGUGCCGUUCCCCGCUCCGCUUCGCGAGCCGAGCCGAUUCCCGCCUCUCAUUUUUCUUCUCUUCUUUCCCAUUCUACGUGUUGCCCCCUCCACUGCUGUUGGCCGCCGCAGCCACCAGCUGGUUUGUUUCUGGAUACAUCAACGUUUCACCGACCCUUCGUAGGAGCCAGCUUUGAAUCUCUGAAGCCAGUCGGCAAUCGGUGGUGCUCACGAUUAGAUCCGUCUGCUGCGACAGACCGCUCUUCGACCGCUGUCUCGCCUGGAUCUUUAAUUGUUCUCCUUUUCUCCCCCGUUCCCCCCGUCUUCCGCGAACGAAUCAAUUUGCGUCGCAAUCGCGUUCGCCAGGCGAUUUUCGCUCAACUGCGCUCAACCGCGGAGCGCGUUCUCCAACAACGAGGAAUAUGAAUUGUACGGCAACGGAGUCGCGUGAACGAGCGCCAUCGGCUUCACCUUAGUCGCCCCCACCACUUGCAGGCAGGGUGCCUCUCUUGCGGUCCCCUCGUCUGGACCUGGGUAUACCCGGGCCCCGGCGGAUGUAAGACAGUCCAUUCCAUUCACCGCGAGGUGAUACCGAGGAGAGCAUCGGCGGAGGAGGAGGCGUUGUCCUCGCGCGAGCCGCGUGAACUGUGCCGAAUCGAGCAGUGCGACCGGCCAGUGAUGAUUGACAGUUAGUUGAUCAACGUUAGUUGACGAUCAGUGACGAUACGUCGUGGAAAGGGGCUUGGAGCGGGGCUCGCGCUUGAAACACCGACGGCGGCGACAGUGAAACGACGUAUGGAUCGUAAAAGAGAGAACGGCAAGCGCGAAGGCGCAAGAAACUGCGGAGCAAUGUGAAUAUGAAGACGUGAAUAUCGAGCUGCGCUGAAACUCCCGGCGAAUUGAUAUCGACGACGAGCGGGUCGCUCGGAUGUCGCUUUGUAUGCCGCGCAUGCCGAGCUGAAUGUCUCCACGAUGGUCUUCUUCGGGCGGAAAGAAAAGCUGGAGGAUCGGCGGCUGCUGGCCAGCAUGGACGCUGUGAACGGCGCGAAGAUCCAUCAAAUCGACAACGCCGCGUUCAUGCACGUGCGCGACAACAUCGAGGAGCUGGGCAAAGUCGCCGACGACACGGACCUGCUGUUCCUCAAGGGCCUCCUCGACAGCCCGGUCGUCACGUCGCUGGUGAAGGUCCAGGAGCGUCUCGAGGACCCGCCGGCGCCCGUGGAACCGGUAUGCUCGUCCGUUUGUGACAUCAUCGACGAGGUGUGUCACGCUUACCGCACCUCCGGCAAUCCGCAGGCCCGGGAACUGGUGAAUCUUCUGAGCAAGUCGCACCUCAGGGCUCUCUUGGAGACGCACGACGCGGUGGUGGAGCGCAGAGGGGCACCCGAGGCCGCUAAACCGAAUCCCCCGGCCGCGGUGACGAUGCCGACGAACGAGAGAACAGAGGCCGUGAGGGUGGUUGGCCUCAGAAGGCAGUCGGAUGAACCCUUGGGUCUGACGGUGCAGGUGGACGAGUCGGGCAACAUGAUCAUUGCCAGGAUCCUCGGCGGCAGCACAGCGGCUCGUCAAGGUCUCCUGAGGACCGGCGAGGUGAUACUCGAGGUGAACGGCAAGCAUGUGCGGAACCCGGAGGAGCUGCAGCAGGCGAUCCACAACGCCAAGGAGAAUCUGUCCCUGAAGCUCUCCCCGGGUAUCGCGACGGACGCGAACCGGCCUGUCAAGUCCACGUGUUACAUGAGAGCACUCUUCGACUACGACCCGUCGGACGACACGCUUUUGCCUUGCAGAGAGAUAGGUCUGUCCUUCCAGAAGGGCGACAUCCUUCAGAUCGUCGACCAAGCCGACCCAAACUGGUGGCAGGCGCGCAGGGUGGAAGGUGAAGGUCUUGGACCGCCUGGUCUGAUACCCUCAUUGGAACUGGAAGAGCGUAGGAAAGCCUUCGUGCCGCCCGAGGCCGACUUCGUUCACAAGAUCAGCAUCUGCGGCACCAGGAUCUCGAAGAAGAAGAAGAGAAAGAUGUACCAGUCCAAGUCGAACGGCGAGUUCGACGGUGCCGAGUUGCUCCUCUAUGAGGAGGUCGCGCGAAUGCCGCCGUUCCGGCGCAAAACCUUGGCCCUGGUCGGGCCGCGCGGCGUGGGCCGGCGGACCCUGAAGAACAGGCUGAUCAACAGCGACCCCGACAAGUUCGGCACUAUCGUACCUUACACGUCGAGGCCGCCCAGAGUCCUCGAAGAGGACGGUAAAAGCUACUGGUUUACCGAUCGUGAGAGCAUGGAGGCCGACAUUAGGGAGCACAGGUUCCUGGAGCACGGCGAGCACAGUGGACACCUGUACGGCACGAAACUCGACUCCGUGCGCGACCUGAUCAGAGCCGGUAAGAUGUGUGUGCUGGACUGCAGUCCGGCCGCCCUCAAGAUCCUCCACAACAGCACGGAGUUCAUGCCCUACGUCAUAUUCAUCGCCGCGCCCGGCAUGGAGCAGCUGAAGUCCCUGUACGAUCUCGGGAGAUCGACCGGCGCCAGCAGCCGGAACUUGACGUUCGACCGCCAGAGUUCCAUCAGGUACAGCUCGAGGAGAGCCCGGACGCUGGAGUCCCUCGCAUCACUAUACGAGGAGGACGACCUCAAGUCCACCCUGGAGGAAUCCGCUGCCCUACAGAGAGCCUACGAGAAGUACAUCGACUUGGUGAUCGUGAACGAGGACUUUGACCACACGUUCAGGCAGGUGAUCGCGGCUCUGGACGCCUUAGCCACUGAGCAUCAGUGGGUGCCGGUGAAUUGGAUCUACUAACCACUUCCCGUGUGCAGCAUUUCACGAGAGAACGCGCGGUACUCGUUGCUUGGAGCUCGAGCGUGUGGGAAUUAUUACGUAUAACGUCGAUACCAUCGCGCCGGGAACCGGCCGAGAUUACAUCGCACGAGCCGCAUAAAUGAAAGAGAAAACUCAUAAAAAGAGAAAAAAGGGAAGCGAGGCACAUUGUAAUUAGAGUACAAAGAACGUUACACUUCGUGCCGCCGCCUAGGAUUACCGACUUCACCGCGCCCGGAAGGGCCGUCCGAGAAUCUCAUUGCCGUUUAUAUGUAGUUAAGUACAAGAUAGAGUUUACGUUAGUUUACGUUAUAGGUUUACAAACGACCCGUUCUCCGUCUCCGUCUCCGUGGAAUCUCAUCAAAUAUCCGCGUGUCAAAGUACGUUACAAACCAUAUUAUAACGGAGCGCAGAAGCAUCUCAGACGGUGGAUCGGAAUCGCAGCGAGGGUAACCGAUCGCUUGUUCAAAAACGAAGAAUGCGAUCGCUGCGUUCGGCGGUGACGGAGCGCUUGACGAGCGAUCCGCUCGAAUUGGAUCUGGUCGAGGUCUACGACGACCUCGAAUUCGCGAGUCGAGCGUGUUAAAUGCUUCGUCGCCGUCGGACCCGACGGCGGUUGCCGUCGUCCUUUACGUUUGAAUAACGACGCGAAAAUCACAUCGCACGCUGCGUGCUUUUUACUGCCAACCUCUCUACAACGAUUGUAACGUUAGCAACGGGUCGAUUGAUUGAUGUAAGUGUUGUUAGACCGCCGUCCAAUUAAUUUUAGCGUACUUUUAAUUCUUACGUCGACUUUCAGCCGCGUAUACAUGUAUGAUGAUGAUGAUCUUUUCUAGUUGUCUAAUUGUCCAUUACCGCUCGUCUCGUUUCGUGCGCAUUCUCUGUCUCGUUUCGUUGCUCGUGCACGCGCUAAGUAUAUUCCUGGCAUAGAGUGCCUUAAUAGCACAAGCCUUAUAAAAUCGGGUUGAUGCGAAGACCUACUAUAUCGAGACAGACUCGUCUUACAUUCGGGUUUACGUAAGGCAGAACUAAUAAACGCGUUUUCUAACGUCCGACAGAGAGACAGAGACAGCCAUCACACACGACACACACGUAUACACACGACGCGCGCAGAAACACGUAUACAUAUGUAGACGCAAACCAAAUACAUCUGUAUGUUAAAUCGAGACGCAUGUCUCGAGGUGCAACGUAAUACACCAUGUGGAAUAAAAGUUUAUCGAACAUUUGUUACGAAUCAAGAA